GGGGCGGGGCGGUGCCUGCUCUUCCUCUCGCGCCACGCCCGAGCCGGAGCCCGCGUCGGAGCCCUGCACGUCCCGCCGUGGGCUGGCCGUCCGCCCGCAGCCCGGGGCCCGCUCGGACUGAGCCCCGGCCGCCGCCCCCGCCCGCUCGGCAAGAUGUCGCUGAAGGAGGGUGCGCAGCGCAAGUGGGCCGCGCUGAAGGAGAAGCUGGGGCCGCAGGACUCGGACCCCACAGAGGCCAACCUGGAGAGCGCCGACCCCGAGCUCUGCAUCCGGCUGCUGCAGAUGCCCUCGGUGGUCAACUACUCCGGCCUGCGCAAGAGGCUGGAGAGCAGUGACGGCGACUGGAUGGUGCAGUUCCUGGAGCAGAGCGGCCUGGACCUGCUGCUGGAGGCCCUGGCGCGCCUGUCGGGCCGCGGCGUGGCCCGCAUCGCCGACGCCCUGCUGCAGCUCACCUGCGUCAGCUGCGUGCGCGCCGUCAUGAACUCGAAGCAGGGCAUGGAGUACAUCCUCAGCAACCAGGCCUACGUGCGCCAGCUCUCCCAGGCUCUGGACACAUCCAACGUGAUGGUCAAGAAGCAGGUGUUUGAGCUGCUGGCUGCCCUGUGCAUCUACUCACCUGAAGGCCAUGCCCUGGCCCUGGACGCCCUGGACCACUACAAGACCGUGUGCAGCCAGCAGUACCGCUUCAGCAUCGUCAUGACAGAGCUGUCCAACAGUGACAACGUGCCCUACGUCGUCACCCUGCUCAGCGUCAUCAACGCCAUCAUCCUGGGCCCCGAGGACCUGCGGACCCGCACGCAGCUGCGAGGAGAGUUCAUUGGGCUGCAGCUGCUGGAUGUGCUGACUCGGCUCCGGGACCUGGAGGAUGCAGACCUGCUGAUCCAGCUGGAGGCCUUCGAGGAGGCCAGGGCAGAGGAUGAGGAGGAGCUGCUGCAGGUCUGCGGUGGCGUCGACAUGAGCAGCCACCAGGAGGUCUUUGCCUCCCUGUUCCACAAGGUCAGCCGCUCCCCAGUGUCCGCCCAGCUGCUGUCGGUGCUGCAGGGCCUCCUGCACCUGGAGCCGGGCCUCCGCUCCAGCCAGCUGCUCUGGGAGGCCCUGGAGAGCCUGGUGAACCGGGCCGUGCUCCUGGCCAGUGACGCCCAGGAGUGCACCCUGGAGGAGGUGGUCCAGCGGCUCGUGUCCAUCAAGGGCCGGCCCCGCCCGAGCUCCCUGGACAAAGUUCACAAAGGUGUCCAGGCCGACCUAGGCCAGAGUCAGGGUGGCGGCGCCCCCCCAAGCGUGGGCACCCCAGAGGCGGAUCUGAAGGGCCAGCAGCCCCUGGUGACCCCCGCCUCCCUGCCUCUUGUCAGCAACCAGAGUUGGAGCAGUGGGGCUGCCCCACAGCCCACAGCCCUGGGGCAGCAGGCACCCGGCUCACCCCUGCCUGCGGCCAGCCUCCCCGGCUCCCCUGCUGUGCCCCCUCCCCCACCUCCACCCCCUCCCCUGCCAGGCCCAGGGACCUCGUUCCCCCCACCCCCUCCACCCCCUCUACCCCCUCCCCUGCCAGGCCCAGGGACCUCGUUCCCCCCACCCCCUCCCCCCCCUCCCCUGCCAGGCCCAGGGGCCUCGUUCCCCCCACCCCCUCCACCACCCCCAUUGCCUGGGCCUUGUGGGACCCUGCCCCCUGCUCCCCCACCACCCCCGGGCCUGCCAGGCAUCUCGGACCCCCCUGCAGUGGGUGGUGAGGAGAUUAUUGUGGCCCAAGUGGACCACCACCUGGGCUCCGCCUGGGUCCCCAGCCACCGGCAGGUGAACCCGCCCACGCUGCGCAUGAAGAAGCUGAACUGGCAGAAGCUCCCUUCCCACGUGGCCCAAGAGCACAGCUCCAUGUGGGCCUCGCUGAGCGUCCCGGGGGCCGAGGUGGUGGAGCCCGACUUCUCCAGCAUCGAGCAGCUCUUCUGCUUCCCUGUGGCCAAGCCCAAGGAGCCGGCGGCCACCCCAGUCCGGAAGGAGCCCAAGGAGAUCACUUUCCUGGACUCCAAGAAGAGCCUGAACCUCAACAUCUUUCUGAAGCAGUUCAAGUGCCCCAACGAGGAGGUCGCCGCGAUGAUCCGUGCGGGGGACACCAGCAGGUUCGACGUGGAGGUGCUCAAGCAGCUCCUCAAGCUCCUGCCGGAGAAGCACGAGAUUGAAAACCUGCGCUCGUUCUCGGAGGGCCCGGCCAAGCUGGCCAGUGCCGACCAGUUCUACCUCCUGCUGCUGGGUAUCCCGUGCUACCAGCUGCGGGUGGAGUGCAUGCUGUUGUGCGAGCACACGGCCGUCGUGCUGGACAUGGUGCAGCCCAAGGCCCAGCUGGCGCUCGCCGCCUGUGAGAGCCUGCUCUCCAGCCGCCGGCUGCCCGUCUUCUGCCAGUUGAUCCUGAAAAUCGGGAACUUCCUCAACUACGGCAGCCACACGGGGAACGCGGACGGCUUCAAGAUCAGCACGCUGCUGAAGCUCCCGGAGACCAAGUCCCAGCAGAGCCGCCUGACGCUGCUGCACCACGUGCUGGAGGAGGUGGAGAAAAGCCACCCGGACCUGCUGCAGCUGCCCCGGGACCUGGAGAAGCCCUCCCAGGCAGCGGGGAUCCACCUUGAGAUCAUCCGCUCCGAGGCCAGCAGCAACCUGAAGAGGCUCCUGGAGAUGGAGCGGAAGGUGGCGUCCUCCUGCCCUGAGGUGCAGGACCAGUACGCCGGGCGCCUGCAGGCCAGCCUCGAGGCCUGCCGGGCCCUGGAGGAGCUGCUCCAGGCCGUCGAGCAGAAGCGGCUGGAGCUGGCCCACUACCUGUGCGAGGACGCCCAGCAGCUGUCCCUGGAGGACACAUUCAGCACCAUAAGGGCCUUCCGGGACCUCUUCACCCGGGCCCUGAAGGAGAACAAGGACCGGCAGGAGCAGGCAGCCAGGGCCGAGAGGAGACAGCGGCAGCUGGCGGAGGAGGAGGCUCGGAGGCCACGGGGCGAGGACGGGAGGCCUGUCAGGAGGGGAGACACGAGGCAGGAAGAGGUAUGUGUCAUCGACGCCCUGCUGGCUGACAUCAGGAAGGGCUUCCAGCUGCGGAAGACGGCCCGUGGCCGAGGGGACGCAGACCCCCCGAGGGAUAAGGCACCUGGGGCCUUCAGAGCCGCCACAGCGGGCCCCGUGGGAGGCCCCAGCUGCCCUGCUGCUGGCCCUGUGGCAGCAGCCAGGGAGCCCCAGGACUGGGACCUUGUGGAUGCCGCCGCCCCCAGCCCGCAGCCCCCCAGAGACCCGCCAGAGGUGGUCGGCCCUGGGCCCCAGGAGAGGCGAUCGUCCUGGUACGUCGACGCCAGCGAUUCCCUGCCUGUGGAGGACGCCCUGAGCUCCCAGCCCUCCGCCGGGGCCUGGCCAGUGGUGCUCGGGGACACUCAGGCCCUAAAGCCCCUCCAGUUCUCCACGGACAAGCCCCCUGGGGCCCUGGGCUCAAGCCAGGACACCGAGGCCCCCACCACCCCCCAGGACGUCUGCCAGGCUGAGGCUGACAGCACAGGGGAUGGGCCAGGGGACACGGUGGCCCGUGGCCGAGGAGCCCGCCUCCCCGCUGCAGGCCCUGGUGAGGACGGGGACAAGGAGGACACGGCCCCAGAGUCCGCGCUGGACACGUCCCUGGACAGGUCCUUCUCUGAGGAUUCGGUGACUGACUCCUCAGGGUCCGGCACCCUCCCCAGAGCCCAGAGCCGGGCCUCAAAGGGUACAGGCAGGCGGCGGCGGAAGCGCCCACCACGCAUCCAGGAAGAGGUUGCCCCCGAGUCCGACGAUAGUAAAACUAAAAGGUUCUGUGUGGUCCAGUAAGGCCUCAGGCCCAAGCCCAAAGCCCAGUGACAGACACGCAGCAGCCUCUACGCAGCUGUGGGCCCUGAGUGUGCCGCUGGGCAGAGGAGCGUCCGCGUCCCGGGAACCCCAAACUCCGUGCCUUACCCAGCCAGGGACGGGCCUCCCUGAGCAUUCUGGGGACGUCGAGGCCGGGACCCCAGCAAGCACCUGGCAGCCUGCCUGGUGCCCCCCUGGACUGCCUGCACACGCCAGCCCUCCCUCUGUCCCUGCAUGGCCACGGUGCCUGCUUGCCCGCGGGGGGUCUGGAGGCUGCGUCCCUCUGAGCUUGCACCCCCUUUCCAGGGACCUGGCACCCAGAUUCUUCUGGAGACAACCCCUUCCAGACCCCUCCCCCUAACCCGUGGGAGCCAAAUAGAGCUGGAGCCCCCCACUGCCCCCUUACUGGGCCCCCAUUCCCGCUGCCCGGCUCUGCCCCCCAACAUGCUCAGCUGGGCCGGAACA
Artibeus jamaicensis (Jamaican fruit-eating bat) is the source of this 4308-nucleotide messenger RNA. RefSeq names its product inverted formin 2 (gene INF2). NCBI's taxonomy places the organism in Eukaryota, Metazoa, Chordata, Mammalia, Chiroptera, Phyllostomidae. Bases 154 to 3825 code for a protein of 1223 amino acids. Gene Ontology annotation, biological process: actin cytoskeleton organization. Gene Ontology annotation, molecular function: small GTPase binding; actin binding. The record is from RefSeq and is a predicted model, not a curated record. The transcript is spliced from 23 exons.